AUGGAAAAUAAGUCAAAUAAUGAAAAUGAAAAUGAAAAUGAAAAUGGAAAUACAAACAUUAGUUCUUCAUCAUCAUCAUCAUCAUCAUCAUCAUUUAAGGCUGUGUUCAUGCAUGCAGAUGGAGUGGAUAAGUUUCUAAUGGCAAUUGGCACCAUUGGUGCAAUAGGUGAUGGUAUGUCCACACCCAUCACUCUUCUUGUCACUAGCUUGAUCAUGAAUGAGUUAGGGGCUGCCUCCUCAUCUUCACCUUCAUUCUUCAUUGAAAAGAUUAACAAGAAUGCGGUGGCUUUGCUCUACAUAUCUUGUGGAUUGUUUGUAUCUGCUUUCUUGGAGGGAUAUUGUUGGGCGAGAACUGGCCAAAGACAAGCAUCAAGAAUGCGAAAUCGAUAUCUCAAAGCGAUACUAAGACAAGAUAUAGCAUACUUUGAUCUUAAAAUUGCAUCCACAACAGAGGUAAUCACUAGUAUCUCUAGUGAUAGCCUUGUCAUCCAAGAUGUUAUUAGCGAAAAGAUACCGAACUUCUUGAUGAACUUCACCGUAUUUAUCGGAGGAUACACCCUAGGAUUCUUCAUGUUGUGGAGACUAGCUUUGAUUGCAUUACCAACUGUGUUACUCCUGAUCAUACCAGGAAUCAUGUAUGGGAGGAUAUUGAUAGGAAUAGCAUCAAAGAUUAGAGAGGAGUACAACAAGGCAGGCCACAUUGCAGAGCAAGCUAUCUCUAGCAUUAGAACAGUGCACUCUUUUGUCAGGGAAAAGAAGACGGUGGCCGAGUUCUCUGCCGCACUUGAGGGUUCUAUUAAGCUUGGUCUCCGGCAAGGCCUGAUCAAAGGCAUUGCCGUCGGUAGUAACGGUAUCAUCUAUUCGAUUUGGGCCUUCUUGUUGUGGUACUCUAGCAAACUAGUUAUCAACCAUGAUGCGCGUGGUGGAACUAUCUUCGGUGUAGGAACUAUUACCAUCGCCGGCGGCAUAGCAUUCGGAACAUCACUUUCGAACUUGAAGUACUUAGCAGAGGCAAGUGCGGCGGCCGGAAGGAUAUCAGAGGUAGUGAACAGAGUACCGAAGAUCGACUCAGAGAACGAUGAGGGCGAGAUACUACAACGUAUAACCGGAGAAGUGGAAUUCAAAGACAUUAAGUUUGCUUACCCUUCAAGGCCCGAAACCAUAGUCCUAAAUGAGUUCAAUCUAAAGGUCCCUGCAGGGAAGACAUUGGCAUUGGUUGGAUCAAGUGGCUCAGGAAAAUCAACAGUGAUUUCAUUGUUACAAAGGUUUUAUGAUCCUAUAAAUGGUUCAAUCUUGUUGGAUGGAGUGGAUAUCCAAAGGCUAAAACUCAAGUGGUUGAGAUCUCAAAUGGGACUUGUCAACCAAGAGCCAGCACUCUUUGCUACUUCCAUUAAGGAGAACAUAUUGUUUGGUAAAGAAGAUGCUUCAAUGGACGAUGUGAUGGUUGCUUGCAAGACUGCUAAUGUGCAUGACUUUAUCUCUCAGUUGCCACUUGGCUAUGAUACACAGGUAGGGGAAAGAGGAAUUCAGUUAUCAGGAGGCCAAAAACAAAGAAUAGCAAUAGCAAGAGCAGUGCUAAGAUCGCCGAAAAUUCUUCUACUUGAUGAGGCGACAAGUGCACUAGACACCGAAUCAGAAAGAAUAGUUCAAGAGGCGAUUGAUAUCGCUUCGAUUGGGAGGACCACCAUCAUCAUCGCUCAUCGCCUUUCUACUAUUCUAAAUUCUGAUAUAAUUACCGUGGUUCAAGCCGGGCAUGUUGUGGAGUCUGGGUCUCACAAUGAACUUAUGCGCGACGAGAACGGAGUUUACUCACCCUUAGUGAAACUACAACAAACACCGAUACAAGUAAGAAGAGAAGAAGAACAAUGCACAUCUAAUAUUGUGUUAGAAUCAUCAUCUUCAAGGAAAGUUAGUCGAAAUGGUAGCAUCAAAAUGUUGCUUUCAGUAGUAAGCAGGGGAAAUUCAGUGAGGUCUAUCGAAGACAACGAAGAAGAGAAUAAACAAGAAUUCAUUGAUUCUUCAGUUCCUUCUUUUUGGAGGUUGUUAUGCUUAAAUGCACCGGAAUGGAAGAAUGGAGUUAUUGGUUGUUUGAAUGCGGCUUUCUUCGGAGCCAUACAACCAUUGUAUGGAUACUCAUUAGGAAGCAUAUUAGCAGUGUUUUUCCUCAAAGAUCAUGAGGAGAUCAAGACUAAGACAAGGUUUUAUUGUAUUACAUUUGCCUUUUUGUCGCUCCUAUCACUCUUGAUCAAUAUUGGGCAACACUACAACUUUGGAGCUAUGGGAGAACAUGUUACCAAGAGAGUGAGAGAAUUAAUGUUGCAAAAGAUGCUUACUUUUGAAGUUGGUUGGUUUGAAGAAGAAGAGAACUCUACUGGUGCUCUAUGUUCUCGUCUUGCAAAAGAUGCUACAAUGGUGAGAUCUUUGGUGGGUGAUCGCAUGGCUCUUAUAAUCCAAACCUUUUCUUCUAUCAUCAUUGCGUUUGUUUUGGCAUUGAUUACUUCAUGGAGAUUAGCCAUUGUCCUGAUUUCCAUCCAACCGCUGAUCACUCUUUCAUUCUAUGCCCGGCCAGUUUUCUUAAGAAAGAUGUUGAAUAAAACAAUUCAAUCUCAGUCUGAGAGUAGCAAACUUGCAGUUGAGGCUGUUUCCAACAUUCGAACAAUCACUGUUUUCUCUUCUCAAGAUCGAUUCCUCGAGUUAUUCCAACAUUCCCAAAAAAUCUAUCAAAAUGAAGACAUUAAACAAUCUUGGUUUGCAGGUAUUGGCCUUGGUUUAUCCCUGUGUCUCAUGAGACUCACUUGGGCUCUCACCUUUUGGUACAGCGCAAAACUUUUAUCUCGCAACCAAAUCACUGCUAAGACAUUAUUCCAAACAUUUCUAAUUCUUGUAAGCACUAGUCGUAUUAUCGCCGAGAUAGGCAGUAUGGCUACAGACAUCACCAGAGGAACUAGUUCCAUUGCAUAUAUAUUCAAAAUAUUAGAUCGGCGCACAAAAAUUGAGCCAGAGGACAGUGAAGGUUAUUGCCCGGAAAAGGCCAUCGGAAAUGUGGACAUUCAAAAUGUGGACUUCGCAUAUCCAACUCGACCAAAUCAACUUGUUUUUAAAAACUUCUCCUUAAGCAUUGAAGCCGGAAAAUCUACUGCUAUUGUUGGACCAAGUGGUUGUGGGAAGUCAACUAUUGUUUGUCUAAUAGAAAGGUUUUAUGAUCCACUCUUAGGGAAGGUGAAAAUUGAUGGAAGAGACAUUAAAUCAUACAACCUUUCUUCUUUAAGAAAGCAUAUUGCUUUAGUGAGCCAAGAGCCAAUGCUAUUUUCAGGUACAGUAAGGGAAAACAUUACAUAUGGAACAGAAGUGACUACAGAAGGAGAGAUAGAGAAUUCUGCAAAAUUAGCCAAUGCUCAUGAGUUUAUAAGUAGUCUUACAGAUGGAUAUGAGACAUUAUGUGGAGAUAGAGGUUUACAACUCUCUGGUGGGCAAAAGCAGAGGAUUGCAAUAGCAAGGGCAAUAUUAAAAAAUCCAGCAAUACUUUUAUUGGAUGAAGCUACUAGUGCACUAGAUAGUUGGUCAGAAAAAAUUGUCCAAGAAACACUAGAGAGAGUGAUGAUUGGAAGGACUUGUGUUGUCGUAGCUCACAGAUUAAGCACAGUACAAAAUUGUGAUCUUAUUGUUGUGCUUGAAAAAGGAAAAAUAUUAGAAAAGGGAACUCAUGAUUCUCUUCUGGCUAUUGGACCCUCUGGAGCUUACUUUGCUUUGGUGAACCUUCAACAAGGACCAUUGUCACCGGAAGUUUAA
Molecule: messenger RNA, 3789 nt
Organism: Dioscorea cayenensis subsp. rotundata (Guinea yam)
Lineage: Eukaryota; Viridiplantae; Streptophyta; Magnoliopsida; Dioscoreales; Dioscoreaceae
Product: putative multidrug resistance protein
Exons: 7
Coding region: 1-3789 (1262 amino acids)
Biological process (GO): transmembrane transport
Cellular component (GO): membrane
Molecular function (GO): ABC-type transporter activity; ATP binding; ATP hydrolysis activity
Source: RefSeq, a predicted model, not a curated record